CAGAUAUACGACUCAAUGGCAGCUCGUUCCUUGAGCUAUUCUUUGCUCCCUAAAAGGAUUGAGGGAUUGAAGAGAUCAGCCUCUCUCCUUCCUAACAACAUAGCGAUACAGAGGGACACCAAUAGAGAGCCUGUUGGAUAUGCAGUGGCUCACAGGAGCGAGUUAGUUAUUGUACGUUGGGGACAGGAUGGCUCCUGCAAGCAGUCAAUAGUUGAGCCUUUUGUGAGAUCUGAUGAAAUAGACAGUUUAACCUUCAUCACUGGAAUGAAAUGGUGUCUCCUUGAAGGAGUUGAUCCUGUCCUUGUUGUCACUUCCUUUGCUGGUUUUGUUGUGUUAAAUUUUGACGCUACAUCACGAUUAUUUCAGUACAGAUUAACGCAUAAAGAUACUUUAGGAGUAUCAUCUUGUGCCCGGGGUAUUUCCUGUUAUUCUAAUAAUAUAUUUGUUGGUACUUCUGAGGGAUAUAUAUUAGUAUUCACAGUCACUCUUAACGAGGGGGUGGAGUUUAGACAGCAACUAGGAGAGGAAGGGGAACCUCCUGUUUCAUGUAUUGGUACGUGUGAUGAUGGACGAGUUGCUACUGGCAACGAGAAUGGAGACAUUGUGAUAUGGAAGGACACAUGUAGACUUAAGACGCAAGAGAGAAUAGCAACUUUUAAUGGAGAAAGCCGUGGUUGCUGUACCAGCAUUAGUUGGUGGAGGGAUCUUGUUGCAGCUGGUUUUGCUAAUGGACAGGUCAGUAUAUACAGUCCUGAUCGAGGUCAAAGGUUGAUUGAUGUUAAUGCUCACUCAAAAUGGAUCAAUGGAAUUGAUAUUGCACCCAAAACUGGACUGAUAUUAAGUUAUUCUGAGGAUUCAACUUUCUCAGUUUGGAAACUUUCAGGAAACAGUAAACAACCAAAAAUUUCUUUGGUAUACAAUUGUCUGGUGGAGAAUACAUUGCUAACUGGGGGCGUGUUUUAUGAUGGAGUAGGUUCCAUUCUAUCCCUUGUGGCUUAUGAUUCAAAUGUCAUCACUGAAUAUGGACAAACACUGUCUCCAUGACAACCAUUAUUGACGGCAAACCAAUCACUUUAAUUAUCUUUUAUUUUAGUUCAUUCAAUUUAAUGCUUAGAGUUUAGCUUCAAAAUAAUAAUAAAAUUUAA
Messenger RNA from Amphimedon queenslandica, 1145 nucleotides. Its product is annotated as WD repeat-containing protein 54-like. Lineage: Eukaryota; Metazoa; Porifera; Demospongiae; Haplosclerida; Niphatidae. The coding region runs from base 16 to 1044 and encodes 342 amino acids. Gene Ontology annotation, cellular component: nucleolus. The record is from RefSeq and is a predicted model, not a curated record. Gene Ontology annotation, molecular function: protein binding. The transcript is spliced from 7 exons. Gene Ontology annotation, biological process: ribosomal large subunit assembly.